Molecule: messenger RNA, 1638 nt
Organism: Drepanopeziza brunnea f. sp. 'multigermtubi' MB_m1
Lineage: Eukaryota; Fungi; Ascomycota; Leotiomycetes; Helotiales; Drepanopezizaceae
Biological process (GO): siderophore biosynthetic process
Source: RefSeq, a predicted model, not a curated record
AUGGCGCCCACACCAAACAUUGUACACCUUCCUAAUGGGCACAAUCUGACUGUUACCCCCGUGUUUGGUGGAUACUUCUUCAAGUCGAAUGAGCUCAACAUUCAUACCAACGUGUUUCCUGCAGGUUGGACCGUCAUCAUCCAAUCCGAAGAUUUCUCGGACAACCAGAAUGAGGAGGACGCGGCAAACCUUGAGCUCUCUGGCAUGCCAAAAGAGAAAAAACGGCACAUACAUCCGUUCAGACAGCCUACUUUGAGUAACGACAAACUUUUCAUUUCUUCCAUAUCAAAUCCGUCUAGCAGUGACUUCAAGGCGCCUACGAGCCCAACUCGGCAGAUUGCAAUGAUGCUGUGGGCUUCUUUGUAUUGGUAUUUCCAUCUCCAAGCACCUUCUCCGUACCUCAAAACCGAAGCAUCAAAAAAUACGCCUCAGACUGGGAGGCCAAGAGGAGAGUGGCGAAUCAACAUUAAGCCAGAAGGGGUCUUGAGAGGUCGAAAUUUGAUUCAGAAGCUGGAGAGGAUGGGCUUGGUCACAUCAGAAGACUCAAGGGUGGGCCUGGGUCCCGGGGAGGAUGCAGCAGAAGGAUGGUCCGAGAUGUUCACUUCGAGGCGGAGUUUUUGGCAAUUAUCUGCCAAGCUGUUCUUGUUCACUUUGACGCCAGUGGGUGGCGCGAGUACAACGGCAUCGCCAUACAGCAGUCGACCAAGCUCUCCCAUCCCAGGCGGUCCCGGGAUCCUCUCUCCGGGUAUGAAAGACGCAGGAGAAUCGGGCGCGGGUCUAUGUUCGCUACCGGCCUCAGGGCCCUUUGCGUCAGCAAGCCAUUUACCAACAUACUUCCCACCCCCACCACUUCAGUACACUCUUACUUCUGGGAUUCGACAUCCAAUGCGUCCGAAACCUCCACGCCAGGGCGAGAUCUUCUAUACUCGAUAUAUUACGAGCGUAGGCCAGUAUCUCUCAUUCAGGACUGCAUCUCUGUCUCCCAAGCCAGUUCCAUAUAACGGACCUAAAACAUCAUUGGCCCCUCCGAAGAAUGUUUCAUCCGGGUCCAUUUCACCACUCCCUGCACAUCUUUCGAACUAUCCCGUUCCAGAUCUCGCGCCCACUCCUCCAUCGGAGAUCAUAGAUACAACUCUCAUGACCGACCUCCAGCUUCUGAACAAAUGGAUGAACAUAGACCGUGUCUCUAAAUUCUGGGGGUGUGCAGGGCCUCCCGAGACUCAAGAGUCAUUUCUCAAGGGGAACCUGACGUCGAAUCAUUCGUUUCCUGCCAUUGGAAUGUGGGAUGGCAAACCAUUCGGCUAUUUCGAGAUCUACUGGGUGAAAGAGGACAUCCUAGGUAAACAUCUUGGCGAUCGUGCUGCAGAUUAUGAUCGUGGUAUACACGUCCUUGUCGGAGAAGAUGAAUUUCGAGGAAAGCUUCGAGUAAAUGCUUGGCUCUCGUCACUAGCCCAUUGGUCCUUCGUCCAGGAUUACAGGACCAAUGCCGUUGUUCUCGAGCCGCGGGUUGACAAUGAGCGGUUCAUCUCGCUCCUCAACAAUGCGGGAUUCUUGAAAGAGGGGGAAGUCACAUUCCCGCACAAACAAAGUGCGUUCGUGAAAUUACGAAGAGAGAAUUUUGAGGCUCCCUUUUUGUGA